AUGUCGCAGUCAAAUUCACCGCAGCUCGGUAUGGGUGGCCGUUUGCUCAAUACCUUCAUCAAUCGACCUGUUGAGGAUCAUGGCUCGGGAUGGUCUGACCUUUGGGACUCGGGAGAAAGCGAUCUGUGGGAUCGCGGGAAAGCUUCUCCGGCCUUAGUAGACAUCAUCGAACAGGAGAUGGACCUGCUCAACCCUUUCACCCCGGAUGGCGAAAGAAAGAAGGCGCUGGUGCCAGGGUGUGGCCGAGGAUAUGAUGUAGUGAUGCUGGCACUGCACGGGUUUGACGCAUAUGGUCUCGAAAUAUCCGAAACGGCUGUCAAAGAAGCAGAGACUUAUGCAGCUGCCGAACUGGAGAAUCCAUCGGCAUACCACUUUGGUGGCAACAAAAAUCGUCCUGACUCGGCUGGUUCUGUGACCUUCUUUCAAGGGGACUUCUUUUCCUCAAAAUGGGAGUUCAAAGGGGGCAUUGAGGAGACAACUCGAUUUGAUGUAGCGUACGAUUAUACCUGUAAUAGAAAAGGCCAAUGUGGCACCGGCGCGGACUUUUGUGGCUCGACUACAUCUAAAGCUAGUGCAACCACCGUUAUCAAAAAGCAGGCUCAUGUUGAGCCUGCGGGCAAGACGAUAACCUCAUAUACCACUGUGAGAUACACCGCAACAAUAAGUUUAAACUCCGCGACCAGCGCUAAUUCAGCCAAGUCUGCGAGUACUACCAUAACGACUAGUUCCAGUUUAAUAAAAUCUGCAAGCCCCAUCCUGACUACCCGUGCAGGCACUACCUCAACCGGCAUCGAAACAGUACCAUCAGGGUGGAUGCUGCUGAUGUAUAUGGAGAAGGGGUGCGAAGGAGAUUAUGUGACCCUCCAAGGCCACAAUAAGGAACUACGCAAUUCUAAGUGUCUUGUGCUCCAUGGCGGUCUCAGUACCAAUAUCACAGACGAAGAUGUUUUCAUGUCGAUACUGGGUUGA
Messenger RNA from Penicillium arizonense, 969 nucleotides. RefSeq lists its product as uncharacterized. The transcript is spliced from 4 exons. Lineage: Eukaryota; Fungi; Ascomycota; Eurotiomycetes; Eurotiales; Aspergillaceae. The coding region runs from base 1 to 969 and encodes 322 amino acids. The record is from RefSeq and is a predicted model, not a curated record. Gene Ontology annotation, molecular function: thiopurine S-methyltransferase activity.